Messenger RNA from Monoraphidium neglectum, 912 nucleotides. RefSeq names its product alcohol dehydrogenase GroES domain protein. The transcript has 6 exons. The record is from RefSeq and is a predicted model, not a curated record. NCBI's taxonomy places the organism in Eukaryota, Viridiplantae, Chlorophyta, Chlorophyceae, Sphaeropleales, Selenastraceae. The coding region runs from base 1 to 912 and encodes 303 amino acids.
AUGCCCUUGCAGUUUGUGGGCACUAUCGAGUCCCUCGGCAGCGAGGUGGCCGGCCUGUCCAUCGGGGACCGAGUGAUGAGCCCCUUCACCGCCAGCUGCGGCGCCUGCUUCUACUGCUCCAAGGGGCUGACCUGCCGAUGCAGCCACCCAGAGGCGCAGCUCUUCGGCUGGAUCCAGGAGCCGGCCCCAGGGGAACCCGGCAGCUCAAGGCCGCGCGGCCUCCAUGGCGGGCAGGCCCAGUAUGUGCGUGUGCCCCUCGCCUCCAGCACCCUGGUCAAGGUCCCUGAUGACGUCAGCGAUGAGGAGGCGCUGCUGCUGGGCGACAUCCUCUCCACGGCCUUCUUCUGCGCCGAGCGCGGGGGCGUCGCGGAGGGCGACACCGUGGCCGUCGUCGGCCUGGGCCCCGUCGGGCUGCUGGCGGUCCUGGCUGCGCGCCACCUAGGCGCGGCCAGGGUGUUCGCCGUCGACGGCGUCCCCGGCCGCCGCGCGCAGGCGGCCAAAUUCGGGGCCGAGCCGCUCGCGCCGGAGGACGCCGCCGCGGCGGCCGCGGCGGCGACGGGCGGGCGCGGCGCGGACGUCGUGCUGGAGGCGGUCGGAGCGGGCGGGGCGCUCGCGCUGGCGUUUGACCUCGUGCGGCCUGCGGGCGUGGUGUCGAGCGUCGGCGUGCACACGGCGGCGGGGUGGCCAUUCACGCCGGUGGACGCCUACAACAAGAACGCCACCCUCAGGUUUGGUCGCUGCCCCGCGCGCGCAUACAUGGAGCGCGUGCUGCCCAUCGUGCAGUCCAAGAAGUGGCCCUUCGCGGACAUCAUCACGCACCGCAUGAGCCUGCGCGAGGGCGUGCGGGCUUACGACAUGUUUGAGCGGCGGAAGGAGGGCGUGAUCAAGGUAGUGCUGGACCCCUGGAGAUGA